Messenger RNA from Paramormyrops kingsleyae, 2104 nucleotides. The record is from RefSeq and is a predicted model, not a curated record. NCBI's taxonomy places the organism in Eukaryota, Metazoa, Chordata, Actinopteri, Osteoglossiformes, Mormyridae.
UGCAGAAGUUUGCAGGUGACCAUUGCGCUGAAGCCUGAUGUAGGAACCGUGGGCGACUCAGUGCAGUUUUUAGUCUCUACAGACUCACAUAAUGGUUUUACGCUUAUAUCAUGGACUAUGAAUGGCUUCGCUCUAAUUACUUUUGAUGGUACCGGCACCACGAUGGACCCAGACUAUAGAGAGAGAAUCAACUUCAACAUCACUACUGGAUCACUAGAGAUGAAGAGUCUCACUCUGAAUGAUCGUGGGUCAUAUCAGAUAAACAUUAAAGCCUCAGGAGAAUCUGCAGUCCAACAUGUCAGCCUUGAAGUGUUGGCACAAGUGUCUGAUGUCAUAAUACAAGCCAAUGCCACUGAGCUAGUGGAGUUCAAUGACUCUGUCAGCCUGACAUGCUCCGCCUCUGGUUCCUCUCCCACGUUCCAUUGGCUCAACGGCAGCUCUGACAUCAUAGUCAGUGAACGAGUUCAUCUGAGUGCUUACAGUCGCACUCUCACCAUUAGUCCUGUUUUGAGAUCUGAUCAGAAGCCAAUAUACUGCAGUGUGACCAAUAUCAUCAGCAGUAACACCAGCCGGCCUAUCACCUUUAACGUCAGCUUUGGACCCGAUAACGUUGCAGUAACUGUGAGUCCUCCAGGGCCCAUAUUCACCUCAGGGACCAGCCUCACCCUGUCCUGCUCAGCUCAGUCCAGUCCUCCUGCACAGUUUCAAUGGGCUCUUAAUGACACACUGCUGAGCCAAAGGGGUGAUAAACUCCUGGUGACGAAUAUUAAGGCGAGUCAGAGUGGUAAUUAUACCUGCUGGGCUCAUAAGAACAGAACCCUGCGGUACCAUUUAUCUGAACCUUCAAUGAUCACUGUUCUGGAGGGAGGUGUCCACAAUGGCCUGUCUGGUGGAGCGAUUGCUGGGAUUGUCAUCGGUGUUUUACUGGCUCUGGGGCUUUUUCCAGCUGGAUUCUUUAUCUUGAAGAAACUGCGGUCCAGGACCUCUCCAGUGCCACAAAACUGUAAAGGUUCCACAGACUUGGCACGUCCUUGUCCAGAUGGACAUCAGAUGAGUGUUGUGUAUGAAAACUGCCAAGAGCUGGCGAACUCCAACGUUAAGGCUCCUGCUCCAAAGAAUUUUCAGCCCAUAUCCUCUGACUCAGACCACAUAUACACUGGUCUGGAAUUUAAUGACACAUCCACCUAUAGCAACUUAAACCUGAAGAUGGUGCAAUGAGGAUGAGGGUCCAAAUGAAGAGCAAAAGCCUAAGUUGUGUGGAAGUACUUCACAUUAAAAGUGAAUGAAAAUGCAGUUGUCUGUCAGUAUUGCAAAGCAGAACUAAAUAUUGCAACAUUCAUGGGAGUCGUGCAGUGGUUAGCACUGUGUUCUCACACUGGGGCCAGGGUUUGAGUCUCCACCAUGGCUCCAUAUGUGUGGAGCUUGCAUGUUCGAACCAUGUCCACAGUCUGAAAACAUGCUGAGGUUAGUUGGUCAAUAAACAAACAGCCUAUGUGAGAGAAUGGUGAAUACCAGAAAGUUAAUAGCAAACCAGAGGUGACAAAGGAAAAACUCCCUAGAAGGAAGAAACCAUGGGAGGGACUAGACUCAAAGGAGGAACCCAUCUUCUAGGGACCGGCAGAGGAAGUCAAAUUCACACUGUCCCAAUUUUAAGAUUUGAGUCACAAAGCAGGGGGCAGGCAGGUGAUGGCAGGCAGAAGCUGGUGCAGCUUCUGAUUGCAGGACGAACAGUGGUACAGCAGCAGGGCAUUCAGGAGAGACACCACAGGCAGAAGGGCGAGCAGGUAGUGAAGGGAGCCACUGGAAGUAGAGGCGUCGCAGGCAGUAGGGAAGGCAGAAUAUCUUGAUAUUAUUGUGUCUCCAGGCAGCACAGCCCAAGAGGGGUUGGGGAAAUAAAAAAUGCAAUCAGCUGAAUUAUGGGAGACUAGAGCCAGUGCAAACAGUUAGGUGAGUGUGGUUUGUAAGCUCUGGUAGAUAUGGCUACGGCAGCAUAAGUAGGAGGGAGAGGCAAGUGGGAACACAGGCAUGGGGGGUCCCUGAAAUGUCAGCACUCCAAUUCCACAAGGGGGUGUGAAGCUAGAGUGACAGCACUGACAGUUCAGUU